This is a messenger RNA of Rotaria sp. Silwood2, 366 nucleotides long. NCBI's taxonomy places the organism in Eukaryota, Metazoa, Rotifera, Eurotatoria, Philodinida, Philodinidae. The record is from the annotation of a GenBank genome assembly.
AUGACAGAUCUUUCCGUUAUUGAUGUAUGCCUUCCUAAAUUCAUUCAUGUUUAUUUAAAUAUAAGAGUUGAUUGGUCAUUUGAAGAUUUCUGUCGAUUUUUCACCAUAUGUCCUCAUGUAAAACAUCUGAAUAUAAUAUCAUUUGUUCAAGAACAAUCUUUGGACGAAUUAUCUGCAUGGAAAACAUUGAUCGAGCACUAUUUACCUGAUCUUAUUUAUUUUCAUCUUCAUUUUGAUAUUGAAGAGUAUCCUGAAUAUAAUAUAUAUCCACGAUGUAAUUUGAGCUCGUUUAACAAUGACGAAUAUUGGCUUCAACCACGACCUCAAUUUCAAGUUAUACAAGAUGUUAAGGGAAUAUAUUUAUAA